AUGAUUUGUAAAACCUUUCAAAAAACCGAAAAUAUUAGAGAUAUAGAAUAUCAUUUGCUUGCAAAUGGUUUUAUGCCUAGUUACACUUGUUGGUCAAAGCAUGGGGAAUCACGGGUUGAUGGUGCCACGACAUCGGUUAAUUUAGACAAUGAGGAAUAUGAAAAUUUCCAAUACGAGGACAAUUUAAAUGAUGACGAUUUAAAUGAGGACAUUUCAAAUGAUAACAAUUUAGAUGACAUGUUUAAUGAUUUAGAGAAUGAUAUCGGCGAUAAAGGAAAAUUACAACAAUUACUUGAAGAUGCAGAUAAACCAUUAUAUAGCGAUUCUAAUAUUUCAAAACUUGAAGCUGUGUUAAAGUUGUUUAACUUGAAGGCAAAAAAUAGAUGGAGUGAUACAAGUUUCACAGAUCUAUUAGUUGUUUUGCAAGACAUUCUUCCAAAAGAUAAUGAGUUACCAAUUUCGUUUUACCAAGCAAAAAAAAUGAUGAAUCCAAUGGGAUUGGAAGUUGAAAGAAUACAUGCAUGUCCGAAUGAUUGCAUCUUGUAUAGAAAUGAGUACAAGAACAGUCAUAAAUGUGUUAUGUGUGGUGAAUCUAGGUACAAGCGAAAAAGUAAAACUGGUGAAUACGAUAACGAUGUGACAAAAAAUGGACCACCAGCUAAAUUAAUAUGGUAUUUUCCAAUUCUACCGAGACUAAAACGAUUAUUUUCAAACGAGAAAGAAGCAAAAUUAUUACGAUGGCAUUCAGACGAGCGUAUAAAUGAUGGGAAAUUAAGACAUGUGGCAGAUUCACUUCAAUGGAAGAAUUUUGAUAGGAAAUAUCCAGAAUUUAGUAAUGAGGUUAGAAACAUAAGGUUUGGGCUUAGUUCUGAUGGAAUCAAUCCUUUCAGAAAUGCUAGCAGUCGUCACAGUACGUGGCCGGUUCUUCUUUGCAUUUAUAAUCUUCCACCAUGGCUAUGCAUGAAACGAAAAUACAUAAUGAUGUCGUUGUUGAUUCCGGGUCCGAAACAACCUGGUAAUAAGAUUGAUGUUUAUCUGUCCCCUUUGAUCGAUGAUCUAAAUCUUCUAUGGAAUACUGGUGAAAAUGUGUAUGAUGCUUAUAAGAAGGAAUAUUUUAGAUUGAGUGCCAUGAUUUUUUGCACCAUAAAUGAUUUCCCAGCGUAUGGUAAUUUGUCCGGAUACACUACCAAAGGUAAAAAAGCUUGUCCAGUUUGUGAAGCCGAUACAAGUUCGGUGUAUUUAAACAACUGCAGAAAGAUGGUAUACAUGGGACACCGAAGAUUCCUUCCGCAGGGUCAUAGUUAUCGGAAUAACAUGACGAACUUUAAUGGAAAUACCGAGACUGGAAAAGCACCGAAGAGUUUUGAUGCAUUUUCACGAGUUAAAAAUCUAGAUACUGUUUUGGGAAAAAGAACUCGUGUUGAUAAAGAUGGCAUUUGGAAAAAAAGGUCAAUCUUUUGGGACUUACCAUAUUGGAGGCAUUUACAAGUUAGACAUUGUCUAGAUGUUAUGCAUAUUGAAAAGAAUGUAUGUGAUAGCCUGAUCGGCUUAUUAUUAGACAUUCCUGGAAAAACUAAAGAUGGUAUCAAUGCUCGUAAAGACAUGGAAGAAAUGGGUAUACGUAAAGAGCUUGCCCCCCAAGAAAAAGGUAAUCGUAUUUAUCUGCCACCUGCGUGUUAUACAAUGUCAAAGGCAGAGAAAACAAAGUUUUGUAAUUGUUUACAUGAUAUUAAAGUUCCAUCUUGCUAUUCUGCAAACAUUAAAAGGUUGGUGUCGUUGAAAGACCGUAAACUAAUUGGUAUGAAGUCUCAUGAUUGUCAUGUUUUGAUGACACAUAUGAUUCCUAUUGCUAUCCGUGGAUUGUUACCAGAGAGCACACGACACACAAUCACAAAACUUUGUUUGUUUUUUAACAUGAUUCACUCAAAAGUUAUUGAUCCCGAGGAACUAGAUGUAUGGCAAAAAGAAAUUACCAUCACACUAUGUGAGCUAGAGAUGUACUUCCCGCCGUCCUUUUUUGAUGUUAUGGUUCACCUGGUGAUUCACAUCGUUGGAGAAAUCAAGGCUUGUGGUCCUGUAUUUUUGCGUUAUAUGUACCCUUUUGAAAGAUAUAUGGGUGUCUUAAAAUCUUUUGUAAGAAAUUAUAAUCGGCCUGAUGGAAGUAUUGUUACAGGAUAUGCUUACGAGGAGGUGAUUGAAUUUUGUACAAGUUAUUUGGAAGGUGUCAAAAGUAUUGGUCACCCACAAUCUCGUCACUCCGGUAAACUACAAGGGGUAGGAGGCGUGGGUAUGAAAAUAUUGAACCCAAGUAAGGAAGAUUUAGAACUUGCACAUUUUUCUGUCUUAAAUCAUAUGACUUGUCUUGCUCCGUAUGUUAAUGAACACUUGAAGUUAAUACAAUCAACCUACCCACACAAGAGCAAAAUGUGGCAUGAAAUUAAGCAUAACAAAGAGUUUUCUUCAUGGAUGAAAAAAAAGGUAACUGAUGGUCAAUCAAUUGUUGAAACACUUGUGGAACAAUUGGGGCAAGGUCCGGACUAUAGAGUAAAAUCUUACCAAGGGUAUGACAUCAAUGGGUAUACGUUUUACACAAAAGAUCAAGACGGGAAAAGUACAAUGCAGAACAGCGGGGUUACAGUAAUAGCAUCAACCAGUAGAUACGAUAGGACGAAUCCUAAUGUAAGGUUAGAAAUCGCCAAAGAGUCUUAUUACGGUGUCAUCCAAGAAAUUUGGGAGCUAAAAUACAGCAUUUACACUAUUCCUGUGUUCAAAUGCAAGUGGGUGAACAACAGUACAGGUGUUCAAGUUGACAAAUAUGGCUUUACACUUGUUGACCUUGCAACAAAUGGCUAUCCAUCUGAACCAUUUAUUCUCGCUUCACAUUGCACACAAGUGUUCUAUGUAAAUGACCCGAGUAAACGAAGAUACCACAUCGUAUUACAAGGCAAACGACGUAUCCUUGGUGUUGAUAAUGUCGUCGACGAGGAAGAAUACGACCAUUUUGACGACCUACCGCCAUUUUCUGUUGGUAUUCAACCGUUAGUUGAGCCAAUUAGGGGCGCCACCUACUCACGAUCCGACCACACCGAUGGGAUGAUUUUGAAUCAAGACGUGGAAGUGGACGUGGCUCGAGUAUACGGGAUAGAAUAG
Molecule: messenger RNA, 3150 nt
Organism: Helianthus annuus (common sunflower)
Lineage: Eukaryota; Viridiplantae; Streptophyta; Magnoliopsida; Asterales; Asteraceae
Exons: 2
Coding region: 1-3150 (1049 amino acids)
Source: RefSeq, a predicted model, not a curated record